This is a messenger RNA of Theileria orientalis strain Shintoku, 549 nucleotides long. RefSeq lists its product as hypothetical. Gene Ontology annotation, cellular component: cytoplasm; nucleus. Bases 1 to 549 code for a protein of 182 amino acids. Gene Ontology annotation, molecular function: ATP binding; AMP kinase activity; ATP hydrolysis activity. Lineage: Eukaryota; Apicomplexa; Aconoidasida; Piroplasmida; Theileriidae. The transcript has a single exon. The record is from RefSeq and is a predicted model, not a curated record.
AUGUCUAAUAAAAGGAUUCCUAACGUUUUAGUCUUAGGAACUCCUGGCUGCGGCAAGACUACACUAUGCCAAAAAGUCCUAGAAAAACUAGGGGAGGUAUCCCAGAAGGAUUCUUCAAAAGACUUAAAUAUUACACAUCUUAAUAUCGCAGACCUUAUAAGGGACAAGAAACUGUACAGCGAGUGGGACAACGAGAUGGACUGCUCAGUGUACGACGAGGAGUUAUUAGAUCAGGAGCUGCAAAAAGUCGACUUUGCAAGGGGCGGCCUCCUCAUAGAGUUCCACAGCUCAGAGUUCUUUGAAGAUGGCGACUUUGACAGGGUAUACGUCCUUUUGACUGAAAUCGACGUCCUGAGAAAGAGGCUGGAAGAUCGGAAAUACUCCGAGAAUAAGAUAAAGGAAAACGUCCAGUGCGAAAUAUUUCAAACGUGUUUGUUCGAUUCGUACGAGGUGUUUGACCGGGGCAAGGUGGAGAGGCUGGACUCGAACACCGAGGAGGACCUGGAAAACAACGCACAGCUGCUUGUAAAUUAUUUUUGUAACACCUAA